Molecule: messenger RNA, 333 nt
Organism: Auanema sp. JU1783
Lineage: Eukaryota; Metazoa; Nematoda; Chromadorea; Rhabditida; Rhabditidae
Source: the annotation of a GenBank genome assembly
AUGAAAUACUUUCUGCUCUUCUUACUGGCUUUCCCUCUUGUAUUCACCUACCCGGUUGAGUAUGUGAUUAAGAAGAAGGAUUUCCACCUCAAUAUCUGUCGUGCAUUCGUCCGUCAAUGGGAUAACCAAACAAUGUUGACAACUGAUUGCUUUGAAUACGAUACGAAGCUGUAUACUUUGAACUCAGUAGGAGAUUGCAUGUCUGAUAUUCACCAAGGACCUGGCCACUUACCUCGUGAUAGAACUAUUCCUAUGAACAGAUGUAGUUCAAACUCAGCGCUUACUAACUAUGCCAAUGCUAGAUGGAAAACCAUCAUUACGGCUGCCGGAUAA